This is a messenger RNA of Mobula hypostoma (lesser devil ray), 4557 nucleotides long. Its product is annotated as insulin-like growth factor-binding protein complex acid labile subunit. The transcript has 2 exons. NCBI's taxonomy places the organism in Eukaryota, Metazoa, Chordata, Chondrichthyes, Myliobatiformes, Myliobatidae. The coding region runs from base 131 to 2239 and encodes 702 amino acids. The record is from RefSeq and is a predicted model, not a curated record. Gene Ontology annotation, molecular function: protein binding.
UCGAAGGUUUCGGCAGAGUGAUGAUAAAGCUCCUGUCAGCGACCAGAGAAGGACCAUAUUGCCCAGGACAGGCAGUGAGACAACGCUUGGUGGGACCGAUCCAAGGAGCUUGGCUUGGGACCUUUCCACCAUGGAGAGACUCCUCUUGUACCUUGCUGUCCUCGGCCUCCUCACCUCCUUGGUGAAGAUCUCUUCCGCCGACCUCUGCGAGAUCUGUAAGUGCCCCAAGGAUGGUGAGAAUAUAGUCUGGUGCAUUAGCAAAGGGCUGUCAGAGAUUCCCAGUACCCUACCGCCAGACGUCCAAGAACUCUUCCUGCAAUACAACAGCAUCUCCACUCUCCUUCCAGCAGACUUCUCAGCCGGGGUUGCCAAUGGCUCGCGUCUGGGCAGGCACCUCUUUCUCCUCGAUCUCAGCCACAACCUCUUCACCUCUGUACCAACUCAAGGACUGGAACUCCUGACCCAGCUGAAGAAGCUCUUCCUCAAUAGCAACUUCAUAUCCUCCUUGGCACCUGGGUGCCUGCAGCCCCUCACCAGUCUGGAAGAGCUGCACCUGAGCAGCAACCCCCUUCACUUGGUUGAGCCUGGGGCCUUCGCUGGCCUCGCCAGCCUCCAGGUAUUGAUGCUCAACUUGAACCAAAUCACGGCCAUUCCCUCUGGCAUCUUCAGUGAGCUGAGCCAACUGGAUUUACUUCAGCUGAAUGGCAACUUGAUCUCGGAGAUCCAACCAGGAGCCUUCCAGGGACUGGGGAACCUGAGCCAGUUGUUCCUCCGAAGUAACAACCUUUCUGCCCUGACUAGGGGAUCCUUUGAUGGGCUCGACCGACUUCACGUCCUGAGCCUCACAAAUAACCAGAUCUGGUUGGCUCCUGAGGAGGUCAUGAGACACCUCAAAGCACUGAAAAACCUCUACUUGAAUAGUAAUCAAAUCACCAUCUUCCCUGGGGUUCUCUCUGCACUUGAAGAUCUGACCUUGCUGGACGUCAGUAACAAUGGGCUCAGCAACCUGCCAGUGAAUGCCUUACUUAACCUGACCAAACUGAGGAGACUGGAUUUGAGUCUGAACAACCUCACUGGCCUACCCCCACAAGCCUUCCAGAAGCUCGAGAACCUGACUGUACUAAACCUGUUCAACAAUGCCAUUGAGUCACUGCCUGCCAAGGUCUUUGCUGGCCUCAUGAAUCUCAAGGAACUACACCUGGACAACAACCGGAUCUCGUCCCUCCCUCCAGAGAUCUUUCAGGAUCAGUCAGAGCUGAGGGAGCUCCAGCUGGACAACAACCUGCUCACUCAGUUGCCUGAGGGGGUCUUUGACCAGCUAAACCACCUGAGAACUUUGUACCUUGACAACAAUGGGCUGGAGCUCAUUCCCAAGAAGGUUUUCCGCAGCCUGAGCUUCUUGAGGGAACUGCAACUGGACCACAACCAUAUUGCCUUGCUCCCCAGGGGCGUCUUUGCCAGCUUGAAGAACCUGCGAGUGCUCCAGCUCAGCCAGAACCAGAUCUCCCAUCUCCGCCAAGACACCUUUAUGGGUCUGGCCAACCUGAAGGAGCUGCAGCUAAAUGGGAACAAGCUGACCACCAUCCCACUGGGAGUCUUCAAGGAGCUGAGGAAGCUGAGAGAGUUGCAUUUGGAAGGGAAUUCCCUGUCCACGGUCAAGAGCACUUUGUUCCAGGACAUGCACAAGCUCGAGGUCCUCCAGCUCCAGUUCAACUAUCUGGACUCCCUUCCCCCCAAUGUCUUCUCGGGGUUACGCAAGCUACAGAAGCUGCUUCUCCACAGGAACCAGCUCCACACCUUGAGCCCCAACACCUUUGCCAGGCAGGGCCACUUGCAGGAGCUUCACCUAGACCGCAACAAGCUGUCAGCCCUGCCGGAUGCUCUGUUCCGGGACGUCCCCCGGCUCGCUCUCCUGCACCUUGACCACAACAGACUGAGGCAGCUGAGCGCUGGCCUGCUGGCAUCACUCAGGCACUUGGAACAGAUCCACCUGCAGGGCAAUCCCUGGAUGUGCAGCUGCCCCUCCAUCCUCCACCUGAGAGACUGGCUGCAGAAGAACCCCAGCAGAGUAUUGGACACACCAGAGUGCUCCUCCGAUCGAACGCCAGUGGCAGCCGUGAAGAAUUUUUCCUUCGUGCCCGCACACUGCUCCUCUGCCGUGAGGACAUCUCCAUCCACUCUUCCAGCCGUCCUCCUCCUCUUCUCAUCACUGCUUUCCCUCAGACUUCCCUUCUUCUGAGGACAGUCCAGUUCCAGAUGACCUCUGCUCUCCUCUCAUCCCAACACCUUUGUGAAAGUACUGUAAAUCAUUCAGCCCCCCAAACCUUCAAAAGAUUACAAUAUGCCUCACCCACUUUCCUGGCCUUCACCCUCGAUUUGCCCCUGCUCUUUAGAAAUGCAUCGAAGUCUUAAAUAACACAUCUCCGUAGGCUCUCAGAAACUCACCGUUGAACUGCCUGGGACAUCAGCUGCAGGAUCCCCUCUUUGAUUCUCUCCAGCCCUCCUUUCUCCUGUAAGCAGCUCCUAUAACCCUCUGUCUGUGUCCCGGAUUUAAACCAGCUGAUCUAAUACCCCACUGUGUGGCUUGGUGCCCUACAUUGCUUGGUCACACCUCUCUGAAGGUACUCGGGGUGCUUGCAGCUUUUAAAAUGCUACGUAAAUGCAGACUGUGUUUUUGCUAUAGAAGCCCUUUACAGGAACAUGAAACUGUCUCCAACUUUUGGAAUUAACUUCAAAAAAUUACAGGUAACAUUAUUCUGAGUUCCUGAAUUUCAAUCUACUUUUCAUCUUUUUUUCUUCAGUCCUACUGAAGGGUCUCGGCCCGAAAAGUUGACUGUACUUUUUUCCAAAGAUGCUGCCUGGCCUGCUGAGUUCCUCCAGCAUUUUGUGUGUGUUUCUUGGAUUUCCAGCAACUGCAGAUUUUCUCUUGUUCGUAAUUCUGCUCCUAUGUCUUAUGGUCCAAUUCACAACUCACUGGGAGAAAAAUUCCACCUAAUCUUUAUUUAAAAUGAAAUGACACACCUUUCCCCUCCAAUUAUGAACUGCACCCUCUGCGUGCACUCUUUUCUGUUUCAUUAACCCCUCCAUCUGCCCGUCAUUCACACACUCCUCCCACUGGGUCCCCUCUCCCCACCAUACCUAUUCCCCCUCCCUCAUUUUAUUCCAUGCUCCACCUUCCUCUCAUCAAAUUCCACCAUCAGUUGACCUCUAGGAUUAAAGAGAUUAGCUUUAUUUCUCUGAAGUACGUCAAAACAUUCAGUGAAAUGCAUGUUUGCGUGAAAUCAAAUCAGCAAGAAUUGUGCUGGGCCAGCCUGCAGGAGUCUGGGGUCAACAUAGCACGCCCACAACUCUCUGACCCUAACCUGUACGUCCUUGAGGUGUGGGAGGAAACCAGAGUACCUGGAGGAAACCCACGAGGUCAUGGGGAGAACGUACAAACUCCUUACAGAGAGAGGAGGGAUUCAAACCCUGGUCUUAUAGCUGGGGUGCAAUAGCAUUACACCAAUUGCUACGCUAACAGGUUGCCCACGGUCACUGACUCCACCUGUCAGUGUUCAGCACUAUUUCCACUCUUCCAUCCUGCUAUUGCUCUUCAUCAGCUGAGUCCACUCAUCACCUGCCAGCUUCCACUCACCUCUUCAUAUUGGUGAUCUCCGCUCUACAAGGGUCUUGACCUGAACUGUCAACUGUCCAUUUCCUUCUGUAGAUGCUGCCUGACCUACUGAGUUCCUCUGACCAUUUGUUUCUUUUGCUCCAUAGUCCCAAUUUGCUCAGUCGAUCCAAAUAACACAACCCCUUUAACCCUGGAAUCAAUUUCUGUGAACUGCCCGCUCUCCUUACGAUGAGAUUCUCGGGGCUUCAGUCCCUUUCCUUUCCAAUCCAGCCAAAAUGUCGACUGCUCAUUCGCUCCACAGGUGCUGCCUGAUCUCUUGAGUUCCUCCAGCAUUCUGGGUGUAUUGCUUUAUGUGUGGCCCCACCAAUACUCUGUACAAUAGCUUGGAACCCUAUUUCUCCUACCUUUUCCCUGUAACAUUUGACACCCUGACUAAUCAAGUGUGGCGGGGUGGAGAUAAGUCUCUACCAAAGAAGAUGUAAGGUGCUCUUUCCCUCCACUAGCCUGCAGGUCACCCAUGGGCAAAGUGUAGCACCAGCUUUGUCCCCUGAUCAGGGUCAUGUGAAGCCAUGAAGCAGGAGCUGGAUGGCCUUAUGAGCAACUGGUGCAUAUCACGUGUCCUGGUUAUCACUGACGCAGGCAGGCAAUCUCUGGACAGUAUUAAUAAUGGCUGGGGACUAAUCAAGAACCUUACUAAUUUUUCAUGAAAACAAUCCUGCCAAACACCUAAAGUAUGUUAAAAACUACUUAUGGACAUGCUGAGAAGCCUUUGCUUUCUUUAACUUACAGAUUUAACAGCCUGCUGUACUUUUGUUUGCAAUUCGCAGAUGCCUGCAAUGCUGACUCAGAGUUACGGUUACAUGUCAAUAUCAUGUUCCUGGACCUUGCACUGCAGUCUUGUGGUAAAUAUUACGCUGUACUCGCUGUUGUUAGGUUUCUUAGAA